Penicillium odoratum is the source of this 450-nucleotide messenger RNA. RefSeq lists its product as uncharacterized. Lineage: Eukaryota; Fungi; Ascomycota; Eurotiomycetes; Eurotiales; Aspergillaceae. The record is from RefSeq and is a predicted model, not a curated record. The coding region runs from base 1 to 450 and encodes 149 amino acids. The transcript has a single exon.
AUGUGCUGGGGAAUGUCAACCCCAACACCCCCCUCACCAUCCAAAGAGACCGAAUCCAUAAUGGCUGUCACAAAUGGUUUCCUCUCGGCACUAAAUACCAAAUCUCGACCUGAUUUCGAAAGACACUGCGUACGGUCAGGCGGCAUGUCUUUAUCCCCACCACCGCCUACAGAUACAACCCCUCGCUUUUGCACGAUUGGCUCCUUCAUUGAAUACAUGGCGACGCUACAGGAUGAUGUGGAUGAGCGGAUCUGGGACCCAGAGGUCAAGGUUCAGGAGGGGGGUAAUCUUGCGGCUGUCUGGGCUCCGUUCAGGGCGAAGCUCAAUGGGGUUGUGGAUCAUGUUGGUGUCGAGCUUUUUGUUUUACAUAAGUUUCAUGGGGAGUGGAAGGUUACUGGAUUGGUGGAUUCUUGUAGAAGGCCUACUGAAGAGGAGAUGGGUAUGGAAUAG